CCCUCCCAUCUCCCAGUCCGCGACCUCUCCCUUUCAACACCCACCUACCGAUACGAUCAGAUACCCCGUAGCCAAGCUAUGAGUCGAGGAGGUAAACUUGCACCCGAGGUCAAUCGAGCUUUGUUCGUCAAGAAUCUAAGCUACAACGUCACACCAGAGGAACUUUUCGACCUCUUUGGCAAGUUCGGUCCUAUCCGGCAAGUCCGCCAGGGUAUCGCCAACAACACGAAGGGGACGGCAUUCGUUGUCUAUGAGGACGUAAUGGACGCCAAGCAGGCGUGCGACAAGCUGAACGGCUUCAACUUCCAAAAUCGGUAUCUUGUUGUGCUGUAUCAUCAACCAGAGAAGAUGGCCCGAUCGAAAGAGGACCUAGAAGCCCGCAAGGAGAAUUUAGAGCAGCUCAAAAAGCAACACGGCAUCGAAUAACAAAUAGACGGACCUGCGAUUUGCAUCUGCCCACCUGACGCUCCUCUCGAAACAGCGGUCGUGGGUCCGUAUACACACAUGUCCGGCAGGCGUAAGGACAGUUCUCGUCCGCUUUCCGGCGAUAACAAGGGACAUUAUACACAGGAGAAUGGGCGUCAUACUUCACCUCCCUUUGCGAAGGAGGAUUCGAAUACUUUUAUUGGUUUCCUGCGUGGCUUGAUUCCUACUUCGAGGCGUUGAUGGAUUUUCUUCUGGCUCGACGACUGGGGGUUGGGCGGAACAGGACUCUUUACAUAGUUGUCCAUCGGCUAU
This is a messenger RNA of Amorphotheca resinae ATCC 22711, 738 nucleotides long. RefSeq lists its product as hypothetical. Gene Ontology annotation, cellular component: ribonucleoprotein complex; cytoplasm; nucleus. Bases 79 to 426 code for a protein of 115 amino acids. Gene Ontology annotation, molecular function: mRNA binding. The transcript is spliced from 5 exons. NCBI's taxonomy places the organism in Eukaryota, Fungi, Ascomycota, Leotiomycetes, Helotiales, Amorphothecaceae. The record is from RefSeq and is a predicted model, not a curated record.